AUGAGCUAUUUAGAGAAAGUCGACCGAUAUUUGGACUCCCUGAAAGUGGGAAAGAGUGCCUUGGUGGAUUCCUGGUUCAUGAUGUCGAGCCCCAUGCCAUUGUUCUCAGUGGUGGUGGCCUACUUGAUACUCAUACGUAUUGGCCCCAGAAUUAUGAAGAACAGGCAACCUCUUCAGAUGAACAGGCUGAUUGCCUACUACAACGCUUCCCAAGUGCUUCUAGCCUUUGUGAUUUGUUUUAAGGUUUUCAAACUAAAUCUCUUCAGGGAUGGCAUAAUUUAUGCGGGUUGCCGCUAUCCUUCCAAUACGCAAAAUGUUAUGCUACUAGAUUUGGGUUGGUGGUAUUUCUUUGCCAAGUUUACUGAGCUGCUCGAUACAGUGUUCUUUGUUCUACGGAAGAAAGACAGUCAGGUGACCUUCCUACACGUUUACCAUCACGUGAUCAUGGCUCUCUACUCCUGGAGCUACCUUAAGUUUGCAGCUGGUGGCGAGGGAGCAGUCCUGGCCCUACUGAACUCCAUCGUACACGUCGUCAUGUAUUCUUACUACCUUCUGUCUGGACUGGGACCUCGGUUCCAGAAGUAUCUGUGGUGGAAGAAAUAUGUUACUAAGCUACAAUUGAUCCAGUUCAUCUUGAUGCUGACGUACUGCGCCUGGACGCACUUCUCUCCGCGCUGUCAGUACGCGUCCGGCUUCACGUACUUCAUCUGCACCAACAUAACCAUCUUCCUCUUUCUAUUCCUCAAUUUCUAUAGCAAGAGCUACAAAAAGAGAAACCUUGACAAGAAAAACGUUGAGAAAGAACUCAAGGAAGAAUACAACAAAACUCAUAGUAAUACCACGACGAAUGGAGUUUGCAAAAAUGGAGUCAAUAACAAAAAAGAGAACGGGGUGCAUGGGAACGAUUGCAAGAGUGUUCCCAAUAUAGAUGAAAUCCCUUGUGAAGUGAACAAGGCUUGUGGUGAUUACGUUAAAGAUGGCAAAGUCUUCCUCUCAAGGCGGACGGCAAAAGCAGCGUAUGGCGCCGAAUACGACUUCGAUAGUAUAAUAAAGAAAUGA
Messenger RNA from Spodoptera littoralis (African cotton leafworm), 1059 nucleotides. NCBI's taxonomy places the organism in Eukaryota, Metazoa, Arthropoda, Insecta, Lepidoptera, Noctuidae. The record is from the annotation of a GenBank genome assembly.